Molecule: messenger RNA, 447 nt
Organism: Echinostoma caproni
Lineage: Eukaryota; Metazoa; Platyhelminthes; Trematoda; Plagiorchiida; Echinostomatidae
Source: the annotation of a GenBank genome assembly
AUGCAGUCGGAUCAGAUCAAUUGUGAACCGGGUUUCAUUGAUCCCGGAGUCGAUUCCAAAUCUCUGGCACAUCGUGCUCGAAUCGCGGCGGAAUUUCUAAGAACAAUCCCCAGUGAAUUGCACAAUCUGGCUGAGAUUCGUUCUUCAAAUGCAACAGAACAAUCAACCGCACCGACACAAACCACCCGGCUGGAACAACGGAUUACUGGACAUUUGGAUUUGGUGAUCAAACUGGUAGACGAGAUUCAACGGGAAAACCGCGAACGGGAAACCGAACUGUCUAAAGUGCGAGAUGAAUUUCGUCUACUGGUGCAACAAUUUGACCGACUGAGCACUUAUUGUCUGGCAAAGUUGCCCGCGGUAGUUCAAAAAGAACACGAGAAUGUGGCAGCCACUUUGAUCAAACUGCGCUGGAAAAUAUCCGAAUCCGAGGAGGAGCGCACGCGA